Molecule: messenger RNA, 1564 nt
Organism: Sorghum bicolor (sorghum)
Lineage: Eukaryota; Viridiplantae; Streptophyta; Magnoliopsida; Poales; Poaceae
Exons: 1
Coding region: 466-1380 (304 amino acids)
Source: RefSeq, a predicted model, not a curated record
UUUUAACUUAGAACAACUAAAUCUAAAGAGAACAGUAAUUUGGAUCAUGACUGAGUACGACCUAUCAAUUUUAUUGGGCACACCUAAUGAAAGAAAAGGGAGAAUUUGGAGACUUGUACUAGUUGCGUGGCAUGCAUGCAAACCAUGCUCUCUGGCCACUGGGCGAUAUGCCAAUACCACACGCAUAUCGUUCAUCGCAAAAACUGCAAUUUCGAAACCUCCCCCAACCAACCAAAACGACGUCACGGUCUCACUACGCCGGUAGUUGAACGAACCACGGCAACCCCUGCACCGAAAUCUCACUGAAGCCUAUCUACUCGUACUCGAUCGCCAGAAGCUCGCUCAAGUCUGCUAGCUCACUUAUCAGCACUUUCAUUUGAUCCUCGUCGUCUCUCGGCUAUAUAUAAGAACGAGCCGCGCCUAGCUCUUCUUCCUCGUGUGCCUCAUUUGGAUCCCCAAGAAGGGAUGGCGCGCGUGCACGAGGCCGAGGCACCGAUGGCAUCCAACGACGACGACGACUCCGCGUCGCUCUUGGUCGACGAAUGGUCUCCACCACCAGCAGUAGUCACCCCUGCUCGUGGGUCGUCGUCGUCUCCUUUACGGCGGCUCGGGAAGAAGCAGGCGACGACGAGGCCGGCCACCACCACCACCGCCAGCAGCAGGAGGCACGACGUCAAGAGGUUCAUAUGCUCGCCGUUCGCGGCCGUGUUCCGGGCGAUGUCGUGCGCGCGUGAUGCUGCGAUCCGUACAUGCGACGAGCAGCAGCCAGCAGGCAGCAACAGCGGCGGCACGGGCGCCGGGGUGGUGGCGGCGGAGCGCCGCCGGGAGGCGGCGAGGAGGAGACGGCCAAGCCUCGAGCAGCUCCUCAGGAUGGAAGCGCCGCCGCCAGCAUCCGCCCGCCCGCCAGGUCAUCAGCAGCAGCGCAAGCUGCUGGCCGGCAAACCACGAGAAGCGGCGGCGGCGGCUCCGUACGAGGUGAUCUCUUCCUGCACCGCCGUGAAGGGGAGUAAUAAAGAGCAGCAGGAGCCGUUAUUCCCCUCGCCUCAAAGUCAUCUCGUGGCUGCUGUCUCCUCCGACGACGGCGAUGAACGGCGGCGGCGAACCACGAUCGUGCCCGCCGUGAAGUUGGAGGCCGGCGGCCCCGGCCGGCAAACGAACGCGAAAAGGCUGGUGGUCGUCUUCGCGUCGUCUCUGCGGGCGUGCUCACGGGCUCCGAGGAUCAACGACGGGAAGGUGGCCGCGGCAGGCCGUGCUCCCGGCAAGGCGGAGCUGUUCUAUUAUCGGCCCAUUCCCAUGGGGCGGAGGUGCCGGGUUCAGCAUCUGGAGGAGUCUCCUUACAGUGGUGACCUGUCGUCGCUGCUCGACCUUGGACAGAUGUGAGGUGCUGGUGCAUGGACGCAUGGGUUUCCCCGGCCGGACAGGAAUAUAGGCGAACAGCCAUGCACACUUCGUACUCAUAUAUAUACAAUAUACUACAAAUGUACGUUCCUUGUAUUUUUCCAGCUGUGUAUGUUAGUAUUUUUAUUUACAUUAUACAUAAAAAUCUGUCAUCAUCCACGUGAGA